AUGAAAGACCUCCUCGUCGUCGUCGGCUUUGCCGUGGCCGUGUCGGCCUAUAGUCCCAUCGAUACUGAUUACCAUAAUACCUAUGGUAUUCCUGAGGCUGCUCGCAUCAAACUAGCAGAAGAAUCCACUGACUUCGAUGGCUCUAGGAUUGCAGGAGGAAAUGCUGCUCGCCUCGGACAGUUUCCGUACUUGGGUGGUUUACUGGUCUCAUUGACCAAUGGCCGUCAAUCAGCCUGUGGUUCGUCUCUUAUUAGUGCAACCAGAGCAGUCACCGCUGCCCACUGCUGGGUAACUCGUAAUGCUAGGGCUCGCCAGGUCACCGUAGUUCUCGGUUCCGUCACUCUCUUUUCUGGUGGCGUUCGUGUUAACUCAAACAACGUCCGCGUGCACCCCAGUUACAAUAUGGACGCACUUACCAACGACAUUGCUAUCAUCGUCCUAAGCAGCGUCCCUUUGAAUAACAACAUCAGACCCAUCGGUAUCGCUAGUGGUAGCAACCAAUACGUUGGAACUUGGGCUACGGCAUCAGGUUUUGGAAGAACCAGUGACAAUUCUGCUGUGUCUUCUACUUUGAACCACGUCAAUCUUCAAGUAAUCACAAACGACGUUUGCCGUCGCACAUAUGGUAACACAGUCAUUGCAACAACAAUAUGUACUGCUACUCCAAAUGGACGCAGCAUAUGCCAAGGAGACUCCGGUGGCCCUCUGGCAGUGGGAGACACAUUGAUUGGAGUCACAUCUUUCACUCAUCGUCAAGGAUGCACUCGUGGACACCCUGCCGGAUUUGCCAGAGUUACAUCUUUCAACUCUUGGAUUCGCAGCAACAUGUAA
Danaus chrysippus (African queen) is the source of this 831-nucleotide messenger RNA. NCBI's taxonomy places the organism in Eukaryota, Metazoa, Arthropoda, Insecta, Lepidoptera, Nymphalidae. The record is from the annotation of a GenBank genome assembly.